UUUGCACUCCCCAAACAAACUUCUCCGAAUCGAAUGGAAGGCCGCUUAACUUCCACUCUCACCGAUCUUGCCGAUGAGCCAACUUUGCAGCCCGAUUUCAUCCGCGACGAGGAUGAGCGUUCCAAAGUUCCUUACAACCAUUUCAGCAAUGAAGUCCCGAUCAUCUCCAUCGCCGGAAUCGACGACGUUGAAGGCGGCGGCAGGGCCGAGAUCUGCCGGAAGAUCAUUGACGCUUGCGAGGACUGGGGGAUCUUCCAGAUCGUCGACCAUGGCGUCGAUUCGGAAAUUGUUUCCGAUAUGGCUCGUCUCGCUCGAGAGUUCUUUGCACUUCCGUCCGAGGAGAAACUCCGUUACGAUAUGUCUGGCGGUAAGAAGGGCGGAUUCAUCGUCUCCAGCCAUCUCAAGGGAGAAGUUGUUAAAGAUUGGCGUGAGAUAGUGACCUACUUUUCGUACCCGAUUAGAAACAGAGACUAUUCGCUGUGGCCAGACAAGCCAGAGGGGUGGGCGGCGAAGACGGCGGAGUACAGCGAGAAGAUGAUGGGAUUGGGGCGUAAGAUGUUGGUGGUUUUAUCAGAAGCCAUGGGGCUGGAGAAGGAGGCCAUAGUAAAGGCCUGUGUGGACAUGGACCAGAAGAUUGUGGUGAAUUUCUAUCCCAAAUGCCCUCAGCCGGACCUCACUUUGGGGCUGAAGCGCCACACUGACCCUGGAACCAUAACGCUGCUGCUGCAGGACCAGGUCGGUGGGCUUCAGGCCACCAAGGACGGUGGCCGGACGUGGAUCACUGUCCAGCCCGUCCAAGGCGCUUUCAUCGUCAACUUGGGAGACCAUAGCCAUUAUCUAAGCAAUGGGAGGUUCAAGAAUGCAGAGCACAGAGCAGUAGUGAACUCAAACUCAAGCAGGCUAUCAAUAGCGACAUUUCAAAACCCUGCGCCGGAGGCUAUUGUGUAUCCACUGAAGAUCAGAGAAGGGGAGAAGCCUAUUCUUGAGAAGCCCAUCACCUUCAGUGAGAUGUACCAGACCAAGAUGAACAGGGACAUUGAGCUUGCAAAGCUUAAGAAGCAGGCCCAACAACAACAACAACAAGCCCAAAAGCUUGUUGGAUAAGAAGGCCCAUUUUGGUGGAAGCCCAAGCCCAUUUACAAAAAAUACUCUCUCAUCUCUUUUGUAGGUCAUUGGUUUGUGUUGUGAAGCUAAUAUAUUGCAA
Molecule: messenger RNA, 1204 nt
Organism: Cucurbita maxima (winter squash)
Lineage: Eukaryota; Viridiplantae; Streptophyta; Magnoliopsida; Cucurbitales; Cucurbitaceae
Product: naringenin,2-oxoglutarate 3-dioxygenase-like
Exons: 3
Coding region: 34-1104 (356 amino acids)
Source: RefSeq, a predicted model, not a curated record